This is a messenger RNA of Hydractinia symbiolongicarpus, 14332 nucleotides long. Its product is annotated as sacsin-like. Gene Ontology annotation, molecular function: Hsp70 protein binding. The transcript is spliced from 9 exons. The record is from RefSeq and is a predicted model, not a curated record. Lineage: Eukaryota; Metazoa; Cnidaria; Hydrozoa; Anthoathecata; Hydractiniidae. The coding region runs from base 362 to 13216 and encodes 4284 amino acids.
UGUGGUUGAUGUCUGUCAAUGUUAUUUCUUUUUCUUGGGUGAUUUCACAAGGAAAGGUUUGCAGAAACAAAACUUGCAAAACUUGCUGUUUUUCAAGAUUCUGAUUGGAUAAUCAUUUUGGUGUGCGCAACUUUGAAUUGUUCAUCCGUAAGGCUGGGAAGAGAACACAAAUUCGGUUGAUUAUCUGCAUUAGAAGCUGGGAGCAAAGGAUCGAUAUCCUGGAAAGCGUAAAGUGAUUCGAGACCUUCAACACCAGCUUCAAGCGCUUCAGUGAUACCAUUCUUGCCACGUUUUUUCGUCAUAUUAGUAUAAAUCCACCAUCGAGCUUUAAGCGGAUUAUGCACCAUACUUAACUGUUAAAAUGGUUGGUAGUGGUGUAAAAAAGAAGAAGAUUAGCAAGUUUCAACUUCCUUCGCUUAUUGAAGAAGUCAAAAAUAUUUUGCAGCUGUAUCCUGACGAUGGUCAAAUUUUUAAGGAGAUAAUUCAGAAUGCUGAUGAUGCAGGAGCUAAGGAGGUUGUUUUUAUUUACAACCAAAACGAUUAUACCAAAUCAAACUCAACCCAAAAGUUCUGUGUUGAAAAACUGUCUCAAUUCCAGGGUCCUACCUUAUAUGCUUACAAUGACGCUGUAUUUCAAGAAAAAGACUGGCAAGGUAUCACCUCCUUGUCCAAAAGCAAUAAACGAGCAGAUCCAUUAAAAGUUGGACGUUUUGGUCUCGGAUUCAAGUCGGUUUUUAAUAUCACAGAUUUACCAAGCAUUGCAAGCGGUAGCAGGUUGCUUUUUCUUGAUCCAUUAAAGGAAACACUACAAAAGGAAAUUUGGGACCUUGAUUUUGAAGACGAUGAAGAUCUCUUCAAGCUUAAUUUUGGUGAUGUGAACUUGUUCAAGAAAGUGCCACCAAAUUAUUCUCUAUCCGCAGAAGGAAAAUGUGAAGGUUCUCUUUUUUGUUUUCCUCUCCGAACAAAGCAGUCAGAUAUUUCAGAGGUUUGUUAUGGUGACAUCAAAAUCCAAGAAUUGAUAAAAACGUUUAAGUCAGAAGGAUGCUUUAACUUAAUAUUUUUGAAAAGUGUUCAGUCUAUCACAAUGUACCAAAUAAGCCAAGGAUGCGAUACCAUGGAGGAGUUAUACUCCGUACGCGUUUCAACUGAAUGUGCAAAAAAAUAUGAAGAAGUCAGGCAGAAAUUCAUUGAUGAGGUGGCAAGGAAAACUGAAGGUAAACAUUUUGAAUACAUGCAACUAGAUCGUUCUCUGGUUAUUGAGGAACAUGCUGGUGGGAUGUUUCAGCACUACAAAUUUAUGAUAAGUGAGCUGUUUGGAUGCGCAAACGAUGUGGACAUGAUUAAAUUAGUCAACAAUAUCUCGUACGCUCCAUUGGUGGCAGUUGCAAUGCCGAUGGAGAAUAACAAUGGUGGACAUGUUUUUUGUGGGCUGCCACUUCCAUUAAAUCAAACAUGCAUGACUGGUUUGCCUAUUCACGUCAAUGGUUUCUUCGGUCUUGGUCCUGAUCGAAAGGAUUUAAAGUGGAAAGAAGUAGGUGCGACUACAAGCAACGACGAAGACGUAACUUGGAAUCUCUCCCUUAUUAAAAAGUUAAUACCAAUUGCCUAUUUGAAUUUACUCAAAUUUAUUAUUCGUUCCGGUAAUGACGAGAUUCUAUAUAAUGCAUUGCCAGACGGGAACAAGGUAAAUGAAAAAUGGAAAGUAUUGUUAGACGAACUGUAUCAGCUCCUGCAAGGUGUCCAAUGUAUUUACCUACCAAAACGAAAUGAAUGGUUAACUGUGCAAAAUGUUGUGUUCGUAGCAGAGAGCAAGUUCAAAUCAACUGCUCAUAUCACAAGUGUACAGAAUAUGCUGGAACGUCUUGGAAAAAAUGUCGCACGCGCACCACAACACGUGGUACAUUUCUUUGAAAAGUGCGUCCACCUAAUCGACAAGAAGACCGUUCAAAAUGAUUUAAAAAGGUAUCCUCAGGUAUACAUGCAAUUACCUCGUCGUGAUCAAAGUUUGAUAUUGGAGUCUGUUAUCGAAAACGAAGAAGAUUUUUGUUGUCUCUUUGGCACUAAAAUCUGGCCAUUGCUUUGCAAUAAUUAUGGUGAGGGGAAUUUUAUGAUUGCUGGAAGUACUAUCUACAUACCAACAGAAAAUCACAAGAAAGAGCUGCUUCCCAACCAACCAAGCAUACUUGAUGUUGAUUUUUUUAAUGAUUGUCCGAUGUUGUUAUCAAUGCUGAAAAAUUUUGCAAAAACAGGACGUUUCAAUCUAAAGAUGUUGGAUACAUGGCAAGUUGUUUUGCAAGCUUUGAAGAUAAGUCUGCCAAAACAUUGGACAUGUGUUGAAAGAAUGAUCAAGUGGGAAGAAUAUGGUCAGUAUGGCAAAACUUGGCUGUCAUCGUUUUGGCGUUAUCAAAAUACACACAAUAUUCCAAUUGCACAGUUGCAAGAUUUACCGUUGAUUCCAGUGACUCUAAAUGGUACAAAGUAUUUGCAUAAAGUUGGUAUCAACUCUGUUAUUAUGGUAGAUACUUACAACAAUAUAUCCUCGCAAAUGAAAUCUUUCCUUGAAGAUUGUGGCAUUGUAUUUUUUGACAACUCUUCUGGUAUCCUGCACAAUAUCUCGGGCUUGUAUCAUGACAACCGAGUGUUGCAGGCGAAUUCUGAUGGAAUAAUACGUGCCAUAGAAAACGUCAAUAGAACUGCUGACGAAAUCAAUCAAUUCUUAAGAAACAAAGUGGACGUGGUAAGAGAAGAAUUAAAAGACGCCUUAGAGCACUGUAACCCAAAGAAAAACCUGCCUGAUUGUAUCUAUCAACUAAACUUGCUCAGAGAGUUCUCUUGCGGAAUAUAUGUCUCAAUCAUGGACUGCAGGUUUGUUGAACACUUUCAUAUACCUAAAAUAUGGCAACAACAUUUUGCAGCUAUUAUUGAUAUAAACACCUUAUCUUCUCAGCUUGUGACAAAGAUUAAAAAUAGGAUGACACGUUGGUCAUUCGAGGAUGUUAUUAGAGAAGCAUUCUCAAAACAUUCGUCAGAAAGCAUUCGAAACGAGCUUUCCGAUUUUGUUUUAAAACACAUUUCUAAUCACGUAAUUUCUCAGGAAUGCUUAUCUUUUCUGAAGGAUCAUGUGCGCAUUAAAAAUACAUCAUCAAACCGGUUACAACCUUGUACUCUGUUUGAAGCGACAGAAGAGUUGAAAUGCUUGUUCUUUGGGGAAAACGAAAAAUUUCCCGACUCAUCAUACAAUGAAUGCAUGGUAGGAGUGAAAAUGCUUGGUUUAAAAACAUCCAUUCAAGACGUCACAUACUCCGACAUAACACACAGUAUAGGGAAACUUUCUAACAUAGCAGUGUGGAAUAAAGAUUUCGAAAGUAUAGUUAAAAAGGUUCGAUUUAUACUAGAUAUUAGUGAUCGAAAAAAUUUUCAAUUGAAAUGUUUUAAAGAGAUCUCAUGGCUUCCUGUUCAACAACAAAGGGUGCAAAACUACCCUAAUUCGUUAGAAUGGUUUGGGAAUGAUAGGUCUCUGAGAAAACCCAGUGAAAUGUCUGCUGUUCAACAUGCAAGAUUAGUUGGAAGUAACAGAUAUGUGGUGGAGUCAUCGCUUUCUGCGAUGUGUUUGGUAAGAGGAAUUGUAUCCCCUCCCCCACUAGAAGUUGUUGUGAAACAUCUAAAAACUGUUAUCUCCAGUUAUGAUGAUGACGAAAAAGGGGUUUACAAAACAACCAUAAUGUCCAUAUAUGAAUACUUACACACUUGUGAUAUUCCCCAGGCUGCAGCGUUGUUUCGUCAAAAUCAACUGAAAAUUUGGCAGGAUAAACAAUUUGUUAACUAUGAACAAAUUUUGUUAAAUAAAACUUCUCAUUCCGUGACACCGUAUUACCAAUUUGUUUCUGAUGAUGUUAGAAGUUACCUUGAAGGCAUUUUAAAGUUGCUUGGGUGUGAUAAAAAGAGUGAAAUUGACAUCUACGUAGACGUCCUUGAGCAGUUAAGAAGCAAAUAUGAAACAGGAAUAAGUACUUCCGGUGAUGAUCUACACUUGGCUGUCAAUCUAAUUCGGUUCAUUUCGGAUAACAUUGAAAAAUUAUUACCGGGCCAGCGAACUUCAUUAUGUAUUUUAGUUGAUUCGCCAUUAAUAAAGUUCUGUCGACUGAAUGAAUGCUAUUUUCAUGAUUUCGAGGAUGAUGUAUCAUUCUCUUCGCUAGCCACUCACAACGUGCUACAUAGGUUGUUAGACGCAGAAGUAGCCAGAAAACUCGGCCUUCCUGAUCUGGUCAGUGAAGUUGUGUCAUGUGAAGGAGGUUUUGAAUCGUGGGGACAACAUGAACCAUUGACACUUCGGCUUAACAGACUUCUAGAUGACUACCAAGACGGGUUAGCAAUACCUAAAGAACUUAUUCAGAAUGCAGACGAUGCUGGCGCCACCGAAGUUUGCUUUUUGUACGAUAAAAGAGAAAACAAUGCCCACAAACGUAUGUUAAUUGAUAGAAAGAUGAAGGAAUGGCAAGGUCCUGCGCUUUGGGUGUAUAAUAACAAAGUUUUCCAAGAAGAAGAUUUUCAGAAUAUAACGAAACUAAAUGCUGGAACAAAGAAGGCUGAUUCUACGAAGAUUGGGAGGUUUGGUUUAGGAUUUAACGCAGUGUAUCAUCUAACUGAUGUACCAAGUUUCUUUAGCGGCGAGUAUAUGGUGAUCUUUGAUCCACAUGCUAAGUUUCUUGGAAAGGCACUAAAAGACAAAACUAAGCCGGGUAUCAGAAUUCCGGUGUGUAAGAGGAAGCAGGAUCUUGCGAAUUUUAAUGACCAAUUUCAAGUGUACCAUGGCGUGUUUGGUGUGCAACUCGACUUCCUUAGUGAACAAGUAGAAAGGUAUGACGGCACACUUUUUAGACUUCCCCUCCGUAACGCAUCUCAAGCACGUGAAAGUAAAAUCAAUCAUUUGGAGUACAAUGAAUGGGAAAUGAGUUUGUUAUUGAAAAAGCUUGAAGGAGCGUUGGAGUCGUUACUUCUUUUUACGCAAAACGUGGUGUCGAUAAAAGUUUUUGAAUUGCAUAAAAAUGCAGUUUCUCCAGAUGAAAAAGAACUUCUUUUUUCAGUUGAUAAGUCGAGAGAGUCAGCACAACACGUUGACAAUGGUAUAAUGAAGUUGGCUGCAAAUGUUUUAAACACAAGCUCGCACAUUAACGUAAAAAGAUUGAAUGUAUCUGACAACAUAAACAUUGCACAAACUGUCAAAGGAGAAACAUAUCAAAGCAAAUGGCUGGUUAGUUCGUCAACCGGUGGAAACAAAACAAUGGAAUUUGCAAGGAAUCAUAAAGGUUUUAGUCCAUGUAGCGGAGUGGCAUUGCAGUAUCAAAAAAAAGAAAAUUCCAUCGUCCCAAUCACAGACAACAAAAUUCGAUAUAUAUUUUGUUUUCUACCGUUACCAGAAAAAAGUCACAUGCCUGUUCAUUUAAACGCAGCAUUCGAUAUUACAAAGGAUAGAAAGGGACUAUCAAAAUCCACUGAAGAUGAAAAAAGACAUGAAGGAAUGACUUGGAAUGAUAUGCUGUGUGAGGAUGCCGGUCUUCCUUACUUUAACCUACUCACACAAUUAAAGAAGUUCUGUCCAGAUAUGCAGUUCAAUAAAUACUUGGAAAUACUUCCUGUGUUACCACUAUCCGAAGCUAAUCCCUGCCUUGUAAAACUGGUUAGAUGUUUGAUGGAUAAAUUGUUGCACAGCUUGGAAGAACCCUUUCCUAUUUACGACGGGGAACAGUCGGUUUGGAAGAAUUGGAGGGAUAUCACUUUUUUUUCUGAGGAUUUUCCAUGUGAUUUAAAAGAUACAGCUGUUAGUUUUAUGAACAGAUAUUACAGACAUUUAAAAAAUGGCAAGGUUUGUGUGAAUCUUCCCUACACAUUCAUGAACACUUUAAAAGAAGUUGGACUGGACGAAAAUAUUAAAGCAAACGUUAUACCUAAGCAAGAGUUUUACAAAUUAUUUUUUCAACAUAUUAAACAUUCCAUACUAUCAGAUGAAUUGAGAAAUGAGAUAAUGCAUUGCAUUUUGAAUAGAAAACCAGAAGAAUUAAGCUUACGGAGCAUGAUUGAGACUAUUCCGUGCAUCCCUUCGAAACCUAGCGGUUUUCUUCAGUUGCCUUCAUAUUUAGUAGAAACAAACAGCAAAGCUGCCGAACUUUUUGGACAAGACGAGGUAAAUAUUUUUCCAUCAACCGAAUAUGAUCAACAUUCAUCCUAUCUUAAGGAUUUGGGUAUGAAUAGCCGUUUUCUUUCAUGGGAAAUGAUUUUAAACAGAGCAGAAUCUAUUCAAAAUUCCCUAGCUGCUUCGAAGUUAACGUAUAGCAGAAGUAGAGGAUUACUUUCUUUUAUAAAACAAAAUGACACGCCCUGUCCCGAUGUAAUCAAGCAUCAACUUCUGCAAACCUCCUUCUUGAUUGUCAAACAAAAACCCGACAAAUCUAUUUUUACAACCUGGCACGGGGAUUCCUGUUUCUUUGGAGCGCCGAAUAAAAUGUUUCUUCAAAAAUACUUAAAUAUCGUUUCCUGCUCAGCUCUGGUAUGCGAAGAUACUUUGGAUGAAACAAUUUCAAAUUUUUUUAAUUUAAAUCGCAUUCCGGAAUGGAAACAUCUAGAGAAGCAAGUUUUAGAACUGAUUCAGACUUAUCGAAUGUUAGGUAAGGUUGAUACGAGGUUUGUAACUGCUUUGGAAAGUAUUUAUACUUUCCUAACGCAAAAUGGCUAUCCAGAAGAAAUAAUAAAUGAGCUAUCAAAACUGCCAAUCGUUUUCACGCAAAGCGAUGAUUUAGUGAUACCAGUAAGAGUUUAUGUGAAUCUGACUCGUGAAGUGCCAGGUUAUAGGUUUAAACUUCCUUCGACAUUGCGUCUCCGCUACCUACCACUUAUGAAACAGUUUGGAGUAAAGGAAGAUUGUAAUAUGAAUGACCAUGUUGAUAUACUAAAAAGUAUAAAGGACGAUUAUAAAAUGUCAAAGUUGCCGCAGGAGCUACUAGAUGUUGUACUACAUGAAAUUACGCCAUAUCUUGAUAAAAACAAAGAUCAUGUGACUGAAAUUGUAAAGAAUGAGCUUUUCUUGCCUGAUCGUAAUGGCGUAAUGCAGAAAGUUACUAAAAUGUGCUUCAAUGAUCUCCUAUGGAUGAAAGAUGAAACGGGGACACUAUACUGUCACAAAGAUAUCCCAGCAAGUUAUUGUCUCAACCUUGGCAUAAAAACAUUACGAAGUGAUGUCCUCCAAAGAGACAGAAUUGGUCUUCCGUUUGGACAACACGAAGAGCUUACGACCCGUAUAAAAAAUCUAUUAAGAGGAUACACAGACACUGAAGAUAUACUGAACGAAAUCUUACAAAACGCAGACGAUGCUGGAGCAACUGAAGUGGAUUUCAUCCUCGACCUACGAAAUCAUGGAACGGAAAAGGUAUUUUCUGAUGAAUGGAAACAAUUGCAAGGUCCUGCACUACUUGUGAGCAAUGACGGAGAAUUUACGGAGGAUAAUCUACGUGCUAUACAAGCUUUAGGAGAGGGAAAUAAAAGUGACAACCCUUUGAAAACAGGGAAAUUUGGGGUAGGAUUUAACGCAGUAUAUCACAUUACGGAAUGUCCUUCCUUCCUUACAAGUAUUGAAGGUCGUGGCGAUGUUUUAUGUGUAUUUGACCCCAAUCUUCAUUAUGCUGAUGGCGCAACAAAGGAACACCCAGGUUUUAUGAUCCAGAAUAUUCGCAAAAAGUUUGAUGAACAUUUUACGGAUGUUAAGUCGGCAUAUCUAAUACCGGAAUUUAACUCUAAAGCCAAAACCCUGUUUCGUUUUCCGCUGAGAAAUGCAGAUAUGGCCAAGAAGUCAUCAUUGUCACAAAAAGAGAUGUCCAUCAGUCAAAUGGAGAAAAUCAUAAAAAAUUUAAAAACGGCUUCAUUAAAAGUCUUGCUGUUUCUACAUAAUGUCAAGUCUCUGUCUUUUUCCGUUAUACCAGAGGGUGGACGCUUAGAUGAAAUAAGUAAAGAUAUCAUUCUCGCAAAACCUUACAAUGUAGAUCAAGGUAAAAUGAAUGAGUUUAAAACAUUUUCACGAAACUUGACCUUAAUGCUUAAACAGAAAAGCCAACUAUCUUACAAUAUAUGUAUCACGCAUCAACAGUCAAACAAAAUUAUCAAAAUGUAUCAUUGGAACGUUGUUGAGCAAUAUGGCUUCUCAGAAAUAGAACAGUUACCUCCUUCGAUCACUGAUAUGUUGCAUACAAAGAAACUUCUACUGGCACCGAGAGGCGGCAUCGCUUCAUUAAUAAAAAAAAAAUGCAAACAGUGCAUAAAGAAAAUGCACGAAAUAAGACGCAAUUGCACGUCUUGCAACACUAAAGAUGACAUGUGCUAUUGGUGCAAAUCAAUAACCGACCUUAGCUUCAUUUGCGAUAAAAAUGGCCUCUUUUGUACACUACCCCUUCCAGAGAAGACAGAUAUGCCUGUCUUGAUCAAUGGAAAUUUCGUAUUAAACUACGAAACAAGAAGAAACCUUUGGAGUAGUCGUGAUGAAGGACUUGAAAGGCAGUGGAACAGCGUUGUUCUUACUAACUGUGUUCUGCCUUGUUAUGUGAGUUUUGUCGAAGCUCUUGCGGAAAAAAUCACUAAUAAUACAAGACCCUUUCAAGGGUAUUACGUAUUCUUUCCAAAAAUUGAUGUUAAUUAUAGAGUGCGUGACAAAGAUCCACACUUAUAUUACUGGGAUUUAUUAAAAAGGGGUUUUUAUCAAUGGAUCUAUGAAAAGAAUCUGUCUGUGUUACCAGUCAAGAUAUCAAGUGAAGAUACUGAUACAAUGGUAGAAUUUUGCAAACCACAAGAUGAAUUUUUGCUGUACCCUGAAUAUGAUCAUUCUCUUGAAGACAAACUAAAACUUCUUCAAACUUUGCAGUGGGCAUUUUUGAAAGUAGAUACUGUACCAAAUAAUGUUGUACAAAGUUUUAAAGCUUGUAAAUUCCCGCUUACUGUGCUGUCUCCUCAGAUUGUUCGAGAUCAACUAAGGAAAAAUGCUUGUAGGCUGUUAGACAAGCCAGAUAUUCCAGUGGAUAGAACUGUAUUUAAAACAGUCAGUAAUGUGGUCACGGUUCUUAAGUAUUGCUUAAAAAGCGAGAUAGAAGGUCCAGUGACAACAAAUGAAAAGAACGAAAAAGUCUUGAUUGAUUUGGAAGGUAUUCCGUUGUGUGUUCUUGCUAAUGACACAAUGACCUUGUUCUCAAAGAGCAAUCAAAAAUUUGGCACAAGAUUUGGUAACCUUAUUCAAAAUAAUGAAAAUUUGUUCGUUCACAGUGACAUUUGGAAAGUCGUUUUAAACAAAGAAACAAUAGAUGUAGCUUGUUUCAAAGCAUUUACUCUUGAUGAGUUUUCAUCAUUGUUAGAUCAAGUUCCAGAUCUGUCUUCAUACAAAAAUUCAACAGUUCCGAUCCCCUUUUCUAGGGACGAUAAUUUUAUGGAUUGGCUUAUUGAUGUCUGGAAAUACAUUACAUCGAACAAAGAUAUUUCAAAGCACCAGGAACAGCAACCAGGAAAUAAAGAAAAGAAGGUUGACGAGCUUGAUCUUUCCGCUAUUGAGAACUGGUCGCUUUUAGUUUGUCAGCGAGGAAAUGAACAUUACUUACUACAAGUUGGCAAGCGUAGAAGUGUGUUGUAUCUUCAUCUUAUCCAGCGAUCUAACGCUUCCACAUUAAAAAAAAUCCUGAGAAAAAAAAUCCAUGUUUUCGAGCCUGUCUUGCGCAAAGAAAUUAGAAAAGGUAUUGGUAAGGAAUUUACAUCACAGCCCAAAUUAGAAAAUAUUUACAGUAAAGGAGAUCCGGGUAGAAUAUUUGGAUCAUUAGAUGACGGUAAUAACCUAAUUGAUGCCAUGUUUUUAUGUUAUGAAAUUGGGAGUUUUAAAGAAAAGGUUACCGUAGAUGAUGCAUUAGUAAUUCUCGAACACUUGAAUGGAUUUGUUGAGGAAAUAGAUGACACAAGAAAGGAAAAAUUGAAGGAAUUGCCUUUGUUUGAGACGUUUGACGGAAAGCUCACAAAAGGGGAGGGGACUGUCGUUGUACUGCCUGAUGAAAAUCUCAUUCCAAGAGAAGGACUAGCUGAUGUGGAAAGACACCACAAUUGCAGAUUUGUAAGAGCUAAAAUGGGUAAACUAUUAAAUUGGUUGCAAUUUGUGAAAAGUGAAAACAUUUGCGAUUUUUACUUGACGUACAUUUGUUCGUCUAUGGCAAUAUUGAAUGACGAAGCUUUAUUUCGUCAUUUUGAUUACAUUAAAGAUAACCUAAUGCAUGGGUCUGUUACGCGUUUGAGUGGUUACAAACGUUUUUUCGAUGUAAUCAAGACGAUUCCGUUUAUUCCGCAGGAGAAAAAUUGCAGAAAAAGAGCUUGUGAGUUAUACGACCCUAGAAAAGAACUUUACCAAGUCAUGGUCGAUAAAGACAAACUUCCACCUGAGAGGUACCAUUCUGACGAUUGGAGAGAAUUUCUUAUAAAAGUGGGCAUGCAAGAGGAUGUAACAAAAGCUCAGUUUGUGGAAUUUGCCAAAUGCCUAGAAUCGGAUUUGAGAAUCAAAUCAAAAAGAAAAGCAUCAUCGCUGCUAUGCGUGGAAUUAAUUUCCCUACUGUCAAAGAAAGAAGACCAUACCCGUUUUGUGCAGACAAUUAGAUCAAUUUCGUUUAUUGUCCCGCAACGGUUAAACCGGUCGCUUGAAUCGUUACACCCGAGCAAAAAUGCAGAAAUGAUUGAAGCAGAGAAGUUAAUGUGUUUUUUAGCGUCAGGUACCGAAGAAACUUCGCGUCUGUUGUGGACUACAAAUCCGGUACUUCCCGACUAUGCUGUUCAGAGUUUCAAUAACUUAAUCCAUUCUGGUCCAGAGUAUUUAACAAAGUUAGGUGUGCAAAGCAGUAUUAACCCCCGUAAAAAACCCCUCGGAUGCGAUGUCAACCAUUCUGAUGUCAUACGGCACAUUAAGAACAUUACUAACUGUGAGAUGAUUCGAGAAUCUUCAACAUGCAAGCAAAUACCUCGUAAAGCGCAAUAUACUCUAUUGGCGAUAAUGGAUUUACUCUUUCGAUAUUUUUCAGCCAUAUCAUCUGAAGCUCUCAAAGAGUAUAGUAAACAGCUGAAAAACACAAGUUAUAUUUUGGUUGGAGACAGCACAAAGUUGGAGAUUCCAAGAAAAUCAGUUCUGGAGAGUUUAUAUGCAAUUCCUCCUUAUCUUAAUGCCGUGCCAGUCAACCUUGGUAGGCACUUCGAAAUCUUGGAAAAACUUGGUUGCCUAAAGAAACCAUCUCCUGCGCAUUACGUUUCUGUUCUUGACGAAAUAAAAGAGUUAUCAGGAGAUAAUUGUUUAGAUCCAAAUAUGCUAAAAGCAGCAAAGAAAGCAACCGUUCUUAUCGCAGAGACUUUAAGGACAUCAAAUGAAAUCACAGGUAUCGCGAAUUGUGUUCUCUACCUACCAACAGUUACAUUUGCAACAUGUCGUCAAAACAAAGUGCAUUUGAAAGAAUCAAGCAAGGUUAUUUACGUGGAUGAUUACCACUUGGAGGGAAGAUUGAAAUCUUUUUCAGAGCCACUACUUCUAAUGAAACACAAUGAAGAAUUAAAUAUGGUAUGUAACACCAAUGCCGACUUGAUGACAUACCUGCCGGAAUCACGGCGACCUAAAGUGUUAAGUGACGUCAUAGAAGAGCAGUUGAUAUCAGAUAUGGAGUAUCAAACGGUGGCGCCUGAUCAUGUAAGCCAAGGAAUAAAAGCCCAACUGGCAUCGCCAGUGUUUUUAGCAUCAAUGGAACGCCUCUUAAAGCACGAAAAAUCACAGAGUGCAGAGUCAAGCAUUGACGCAAAGAUUGCGUACAUCACAAAGGCUAUACGAAAUGUCGAAGUGUAUGUGUUACCUGAUAUUAAAACUCAAUUUUUCUUUGAAGAUUCACCAAUCGAAGACAGCGAUGUUUCAAAAAAAUUAUUUUUGAAAAUUUCUGACAACAAUCUACAGAUAUAUUUCCGGACAUUUUUGGAAAAAGAGAUGGCAGUUUAUUCAGAUGUGGCAGACGGGCUAUUAAAACUAUUUAAAAAUCCUUUGAAGGAUUCCACCACAGUGCUGAUGUUGCCUCAACUGCUGGCAGCAAGAUUAGAAAAUGUAAUGGAGCUGUUAGAUCAUAAGGGAAUUAAAAGAGGAGAGUCAGACCUAACAUUUUCACAGUUGGACAUGAAACCCAAUGCUGGUGAUUUAGUGCCGAUAGAGCUGUACGGUUCACUACAAGAUGAUUUUGUAGAGUUUGAAGUGGGUGAGUAUGUGGCGCUAGAAAGAAGUGAUGGUGAAGACAAUUUCUAUGUGUAUGCUAUUGUAGUUCGCCACACCACCGCUGAAGAUGAUAGCGAUCCACUGCAAUUUGAAUACAUAGUAGAAACGGAGAAUGGAGAAGUAAAAGUGAAAGCAAUUGAGCUGUAUAGAUUCAAAAAAUUUGAAUUUACUGAAUGUCGUGGCGAAAUAAGUCUAAUCCCGUCUAACGAGGAAUUGUAUAAAUCGUAUGAUGAUAUUAUUAAAGAGAUUCGUGAACAAAUAGCAAACGCUAGCCAAGAAGACGUGAAAGCCGUUGUUCGCAGACUUUAUCGAAAAUGGCAUCCCGACAAAAACACAGCUAAACACAAAGAAUUAGCAACAAGGGUGUUUCAGUUCUUGCAAGAACUGUUAACAAAGAUAAACUACAACUGUUUCUUUGACGACUGGAAUGUUUUUGUUCAGCGAGAUGCUGAUUUACAUAGAAGAUACUAUGAUUCCUACCGAAGCAGUCCUUCUGCAUCUUCGAACAGCUGGCCACCGACCUUUGAAACAAGUAAUCCGCAACCUGCUGAAGCAAGAAGAUGGUUUAGACAAGCGAAACAUGACUUAGAAGCAGUUCAAACAUUGACUUCAAGCGAAUGGAAGUGCUUCUUAGCUCAUCAAGCUGCAGAGAAAGCGUUAAAAGCAGCCCAGUAUUUGAAGAACUCCUCAAGAAGCGAUCAUCAUAGUUUGGUGGUAGCAUCAAAUGGCUUAAAUGCAAAUCUCGAAAGCUUAGGAUCCGAACUGGAGAGGAUGAUUACGUCUUCAGCUCAUAUUCGAUACCCCAAUUGCUGGAAUAUGCCGAGAAUACCACAUGAUGUUUACACAGACACCAUGGCCGACCAUGCUGUGCGUCUGGCGAAAAGAAUUCUGGAGAUUGUAGAAGGAUUGAUGCCUUAGCGUGAUAAAGUUUUAACUUUGUUUUACUCUAACUUUUAGUAUAAAUUUAAUUGGGUUUUUUGACGAUAUUGGUAGUAAAUGCAAACCUACCCUUUUCUUUAUAACAUUCAAAUACCUAUUUGUUUGAAAAGAGCUUGGUGUUGAGCUAAGCGUAUAGGUAACGACGAAAGAGUAUAAGAAAAUUAAAAACAAUGAGGGAGUUAUUCGAAUAUAAAAAUAUAAAUAGAUUUACGAAGAAAUUUUUGACAUCAAGACGUAUUUUUUACAAGCAUAUAUUUGAACGGAAGGAUUAUAAUCUUAAAUAAUUUAGUUGUUUGAUAUUUUGUUUUCGAUUUUUAAAGUUUUGAUUACGCUAUUCGUGCAUAUGAGCUUUAGUAUAGUACUACGGAUCUGCGCUAACAAGUUGUGUCAUAUUGCUUGCACCUAAUCUGCCAGACUCAAAACAGAGCAGAAGUUGUGAUGAUUUUUGUUUUCUGGUCAGGCUGACCACGUCACGCUACUGUAACUUUUAUUUUGUUUGGCUUUUUGUUUUUGUUUUUGUUUUGUUUAUUUUAAUAUUAUUUCUGUUUAAAAUUAAAUGUAUUGGUAUCGUUUGAGGUAGUCUAAGGUAUGUAAUGUAUUGGUAUAGUAUAAUGUAUUGAUCUCUUUGUGUAAAACCCUGUAAGACAAUUAUUGUUUGCACACAACCCUUGUGAUUUUGAUGAUUUAUUCCAAAACUUACUAAUAAAAACCUUGCUUACAGUGUUAUGGCCUAAGAGCAACCUCGUUCCCAGGGCAUUUUGCCUUGUUGAUAAGUUGAUAACGGCGAAAAGUUCAUUGUUGGCCACUCCGUAAUAACGGCUCAGGGGCCACAAGACCCUGGGAACGAGGUUGGCCUAAGAGACGAUUUUUGAGUUACCAUAUAAACAUUAAAUGAUGAUAUAAUUCUGAUUGUGGAAUUUGAUCUGAAUGAAACAAGCUUGUUGGGUAAAAUUUAUUUCUUGAUCAUUUUUAUGCAAACAUGAUCUUAAAAUUUUUAAUUUCACUUUUUUAUACUUUAAUGAGUUUCUCCUCACAUAGCAUAUAUAUUUUACGGAAUAGUUGUAAACAUUUUAUGGACUUAAUUUCUUUAUUCUA